UAUUGUACUUUUCGAAGAUGAUAGAAAAGAAGCAAAUAAGCAACGUGACAGUCCCUGAAAGGAGAGGAGGAACAUCAAUUUCCAAUUUUGAAGAGUUAUUUGAAUAUCCUAGAUAUAAUCUUUCAAGUCUGGAGAAGCUAACGUUGUCCAAACUAACUGAAUUGCGGGUGAUAUGGAGUGGUCCCAUUCAAGUUGAACACUUUCAAAAUCUCACUCGAUUGCAAGUCCGCAAUUGCAGAAGGUUAAGAUACAUCUUCUCACCUACCAUCGCUCGAAAUUUGCCACAAUUGUCGUGGUUGCAUAUAGCUGACUGUGAGGAAUUGGAGCAAAUAAUUGAGAAGGAUCAAACUCCGUCACAACAUCAUCUCCAACCUAUUUGCUUCCCUAAUUUUUGGUGGAUUACAAUCAUUAACUGUGAAAACUUGAAAUGUCUCUUCCCGAUUCCUCUUGUUCAUGGCGGCCUUCCAAAACUAAGUGGAUUAUGCCUUAGACAGGUCUCCAAAUUAGAGCAGGUGUUUGAAGGAGAUGAGACAAAUCUGAAUGAGGAAGAAGAGAAAGUGAUACGCCUACCUCUGCUCCGCUUCUUAAAGCUUGUUGAGCUACCAAACCUCGUGAGCUUUAGUCCUGUGGGUUACCAAUUUGUUUUCCCAUUUUUGACGUAUUUACAAGUAAAAGGUUGUCCCAACAUGACCACAAGAUUUAGUGUUGGUUCAGAGAAAUCAGUGCAUGCGAAAAUGCAGGCAAGCCAAUCAGAUGAUGAAAUUAUAGUGGAAGAAUCUGCUACAGCUCAAGAAACUGCAUGGCCAAUUGGUAGUGAUAUAGAAUGGUGGCCUAAUGGAAAAUUAAGCAUUGUGAAUGUUUAAAUUGAAUGCCAUUUAUUUGUUACUAUGUACCAUUUAUUCGUUAAAUUGAAGACAAAUUUAUUGAGGUAUAAGCAAAAACAAAGUA
Molecule: messenger RNA, 948 nt
Organism: Gossypium raimondii (Peruvian cotton)
Lineage: Eukaryota; Viridiplantae; Streptophyta; Magnoliopsida; Malvales; Malvaceae
Exons: 2
Coding region: 18-863 (281 amino acids)
Source: RefSeq, a predicted model, not a curated record